AUGUCUCACUUCUUAGACAGCGUUUCCACCAUCAUUACUGUCUUUCACCAACAUGCAAAGGAAGAUGGAGACCAAUCCAAACUCAACCGAAGGAAGAUGAAGGAGUUCAUCCAGAAGGAAUUUGCAGAUGCCAUAGUGAACCCACAUGACCCUCAGACAAUUGACAAGAUUCUGCAGUUUCUGGAGUGGGAUGGGGAUGGAGAAAUCGAUUUUAAUGAGUUCCUGCUUUUAGUAUUCAGAGUGGCUAAGGCCUGCUACUGGUACCAGCAGAAGGGACGAUGCCUUCUGCAAAGAACAAAGCUGGUAACCAGCAGCAAGACAGUCCAAGAGCCUGAAAUUAGGAACAGAGGGAGCCGUCAGCAGUUCCAGGAAGAGGAAUCACGAACACUUGAACGCAAUCGCCAUCCCCCCUGCAUACCUGAGCCACAACGAGACACCAGGGCCCAGGAUCUUGAGACACAAGAGGAGACGGGAAGUCAUCGCCAGCAACGUAACACACAAAGUAGAGCUGAUGCAAGACAAAGCACCAGGCCAAGGGAAAUGACCCCUCAGGAAUAUGAAGAACAAAACCAAGAGCCAUGCGACCAACGAAGCAGCCGAAGACAUCAGUCACCCGAGCUGGACAGACUGGGAGAUUUACAAAACCACAAGCGUGGCAGCUUGAAGACAGAGCAGAGAGAUGAAAGACAAAAUCAAGAGAAGCCUCAACGAGAGCAACUAGCAGACGUGAGGAGCUGCAGCCAUUCCUGUGAACCACAGUUGCUGCCAGACCGGCGGAGUGGCCAUCAGCCACGUGAAUCAACAUUGCCAGUGUAUGAUCAAAGAAACCAUCGACCACAAGAUCAAGAGGCAGUGGCACAUGGGAGAAGCAGCCGUCGGCCACAUGAGCCAGAAGAAGCAGAUAGAGGAACGUGCAAUCAAAUGCAAAAGCCUGAAUUACUCAAAGAAGACAGAAGCCGCAACCACCUACGUGAGCUGGAACAAAAAGAACUUGAAAGAAGCAGCCGCCAGCCGUGCAAGUCUGAAUACAUGGAUUCAGAAAGGCUGCAUCAGUCAUACCUCCAGGAACCGCUAGUAAUAGACCGCAGAUACAAUAACACAAGGGAGCUAGAAGAAGACAACUAUGAACAAGGGAAAACACAGAAGGGCAGGAGAUCACAUGAAUCCACAAUGUAUGAAAGGACAAGAAAAGACAUUGUGGCUGAAGCUGAAGCUGAUGUGGAGAUUCAACAUGUGAUACGAAACAGGGAGAGAGAAGUAAGGAGACCACGUGAAUCAGUGAGGAGGACGGAGCGGACACGGGAGGAUAUUGUGGCUGAAGCUGAAGCUGAUGUGGAGAUCCGCCGUGUGACCCAAGAAAGGGACAGAGAACAGGCCAGGAGACCCCGAGAAACAGGGAGGUACGUGAAGACAUGGGAGGACAUUGUGGCUGAAGCUGAAGCAGACGUGGAGAUCCGCCGUGUGACCCAGGAACGCAAGAGAGAAGACGAAGUCAGGAGACCCCGUGAAUCAGUGAGGAGGACGGAGCGUAUACUGGAGGAUAUUGUAGCUGAAGCUGAAGCUGAUGUGGAGAUCCGCCGUGUGAGCCAAGAAAGGGACAGAGAACAGGCCAGGAGACCCCGUGAAACAGGGAGGUAUGUGAAGACACGGGAGGACAUUAUAGCUGAAGCCGAAGCAGACGUGGAGAUUCACCGUGUUUCCCGGGAACGGGAGAGACAAGAGGAAGCCAGGAGAACCUGUGAUUCCAUAAGGAAUGAACGGAUAAGGGAGGACAUUGUAGCUGAAGCUGAAGCUGAUGUGGAGAUCCGACGUGUGACCCAGGAACGCAAGAGGGAAGACGAAGCCAGGAGACCCCGUGAAUCAGUGAGGAGGACUGAGCGUAUACUGGAGGAUAUUGUAGCUGAAGAUGAAGCUGAUGUGGAGAUCCGACGUGUGAGCCAAGAAAGGGACAGAGAACAGGCCAGGAGGCCCCGUGAAAUAGGGAGGUAUGUGAAGACACGGGAGGACAUUAUAGCUGAAGCUGAAGCCGAUGUGGAGAUCCGACGUGUGACCCAAGAAAAGCGAAGGGAAGAGGACGGGAGACCCCAUGAAUCCGUGAGGUACGUGAAGACACGGGAGGACAUUGUGGCUGAAGCUGAAGCUGAUGUGGAGAUCCGCCGUGUGACCCAAGAAAGGGACAGAGAACAGGCCAGGAGACCCCGCGAAACAGGGAGGUACGUGAAGACACGGGAGGACAUUGUAGCUGAAGCCGAAGCUGAUGUGGAGAUCUGUCGUGUUUCCCGAGAACGGGAGAGACAAGAGGACGCCAGGAGACCCCGUGAAUCCAUAAGGAACGAAUCUGAAGCUGAAGCUGAUGUGGAGAUCCGCCGUGUGACCCGGGAAAGGGAGAGAGAACAGGCCAGAAGACCCCGCGAAACAGGCAGGUACGUGAAGACACGGGAGGACACUGUGGCUGAAGCUGAAGCUGAUGUGGAGAUCCGACGUGUGACCCGGGAACGGGAGAGACAAGAGGAAGCCAGGAGACCCCGUGAAUCAGUGAGGAGGACUGAGCGUAUACUGGAGGAUAUUGUGGCUGAAGCUGAAGCUGAUGUGGAGAUCUGCCGUGUGACCCGAAAAAGGGACAGAGAGGAGGAGGCCAGGAGACCACAAGAAUCAGCCAGGUUCCAGAGGAUUCAAGAGGACAUUGUAGCUGAAGCUGAAGCUGAUGUAGAAAUUCGCCAUGUUUCCAGAGAACGGUUGCAUGAAGAAAAGGACAGGAGACCACGUAAAUUGGUGACGAAUGCAAGGACUCAAGAGGGAACUGUGGCUGCAGCUGAAGCGGGGAUCUGCCAUGAAGAAGCAGAGCAGAGAGAUCGCCUCCAUAAACUUGAGGAACCUGUGGAGGAGAGGAGGACUGUACGGGCACAAGUGAGGGAAGAGGCCAUUGUAAAGGAAAGGAGACUUGAUCGUCAGCGGGACCUGGAAGUAGAGCAAAAUAGAUUCCCAGUACAUGAUGAUCAGGGAAGAAGGCAGGACAGACGUCUCUACCAAACUGUGGACAUUGAUAGCAGAGACCUCGUCCCCCGUGGAGAAGUGCCAUCUGUCAGUGAUGUGAGGGUCCGCUAUAUUCCCUCUGACCCUGAUGUACGCCCAGAGGUACAGACCGUCCCUGAGCCCUGUGAGCCUCAGACCAUUGCAUAUUUGAUCCAUGUUAUCCAGAAUCUGAAUGAUCCCGAAGCUACCACUUAUGAGAUCAUCUGUCAGCAGUCCAAUGACUCAGAGCAGCCUGUCUGUGUAAGGAAAUGCUAUGUUUCACCACAGCCACCAGCUGGGCCGUGCAAAGACAGUAGUGUCCUGGAGCCUGAACCACGGCAUCUGCCAUCUUCCAGUUCCCAGGAAAAUGCAAGGGAGCUCAAGGAGCCUAGGAAAGGUGAGACUCGGGAAAGGUCUGCAAUAGCAGUAAAGGAGAGGGCUCAGCACGCUUCUGCCCCUGAGUUGGAAGGCUUGAAGGGUGACACCAGCCAGUCCAAGCCCAGGGAAGACAGGAGGGACCACCAAAGUCCCCAGCUCCAUGAUGUGGAAGAGAAGAAUCAUGAGCCAGAGGGUGAUGGACCAAAAGCCACUGGAGAGGAAGUCUCACAGGAAGAUGAUUCCCAAGGAAACAAAGACAGGGAGGCCAAGAGCCAACCACCUCCAUCCCGGGAUCCAGAGCUGCAGGAAGCUCAGAAGCAGGGCCAGCGAGCUGCAGAAGAGCCACGUCACCAAAAGGACGAUGCUGGCUGCUGCCACGAGGAUGCAGAGCUCCCCUCACCAGAGAGGAGCCGCCAGACACGAGAAGAGGAAAACAGCAAAAGGAGCUCCCAGCAAGAAGUUACCACUCAUCCUCAACGUGAGGAGGAACACAGUCCCAAGGCCCCACAAGAACCAAGCCGUCCUACGAGGGAUGAAGCCAAGGCACCCUGA
This is a messenger RNA of Centrocercus urophasianus (Greater sage-grouse), 3942 nucleotides long. RefSeq names its product trichohyalin-like. The record is from RefSeq and is a predicted model, not a curated record. The transcript is spliced from 3 exons. Gene Ontology annotation, molecular function: calcium ion binding; transition metal ion binding. Gene Ontology annotation, cellular component: cytoplasm. Gene Ontology annotation, biological process: cellular response to cytokine stimulus; positive regulation of cell cycle G1/S phase transition; regulation of phosphatidylinositol 3-kinase/protein kinase B signal transduction. Lineage: Eukaryota; Metazoa; Chordata; Aves; Galliformes; Phasianidae. Bases 1 to 3942 code for a protein of 1313 amino acids.